Molecule: messenger RNA, 807 nt
Organism: Dentiscutata erythropus
Lineage: Eukaryota; Fungi; Glomeromycota; Glomeromycetes; Diversisporales; Gigasporaceae
Source: the annotation of a GenBank genome assembly
AUGAAUUACUCAACAGAAAACCCAUUAGUUAGUUUUUCAGACAUGUUAUUUGUACAUAAAUUAUAUUAUAUUUGUAAAUCACAUUUAACUACCAAUCCUAAAAAAUAUCAAGAAUUAAUAAUAAAUUAUUACAAGAAUGGAGGUGAUAUUAAUGUUUCAAAAGAUAUAGUAACAUGGAAUCAUUUAGGAAAUGUUGUUAUUUAUAACCAAACUAAUGAUUACGAAAAGAAAAAUAAAAAACCCUUCGAUUAUUUAGCAAAUAAAGGUAAAAAUAAAUAUACAAAUAUCGAUUUUCUUAAAGAAAUCCAAAAAUAUUUUUCGUAUCUAUUGGAAAACAAAAUUAAAAAUAAAAAUAAUGACAAGUACGAAAUUCAGAAUCCUAUAAUAGGAUUAAAUCAAUUAUUUUACCCAUAUCAAAUUAAUAGAAUUUCACAUAGUAAAUAUAUUAAUGAUGGGAAGAAAUUUCAAUUAAUGUGUAUCGCAUAUUAUUUUGGAAGUGAAGAAGUUCGGAGGGAUGAUGUGAAAUGGAAACAAAAUGGAGUAAAAGUAUUGAUAAAAGAAGAUUACGAUGGAGUGAUGAAAGGUAAAGAAAUAACUUUGGAUGUUGUUGAAAAUGUAAACAAAGUUUCUUAUUCAAAGUUAGAUUAUAUAAAUGAAACGCAAAAUUAUUAUGAAUACGUAUUACGUGUUUAUAAAGAAGGUUCGAAUGAUUCUAUUGAACUUGUUAAACAAGAAUUAAAAUUAUUGAAACAAGAAUUCGAUUCGUUCAAGAAAUCGAUCGAGGAGCAAAAAAAGAUCGAUACUUUG